AUGAAAGAUAAAGGAGUGGAAGUUUCAUUUGAUGCAGUUGUACAGAGAUUUAGCGAGAAACUACUUAUUGUUAUUACAGACUCUUAAAAAUUUGGAAAUGUGAUAUCAGCAAGCUAUUAAAGAUUAGAUGAACAAGACUAAAUGAUGAAUAUGGAUCCUGAUUUGAAUGAAGAUUUAGAUCAUUAAGAGGAUAAUGAAGAUUUUAAAGUUGAAUAUAGUGGUCAUCUGUUGCUAGGUGAUAGAGAAAUUUAGAAAUGGUUAGAGUUAUUUGCUUAGAACUUGCUGAAAUGUUUGUUAGAGCUUUCUAGUUACAGAGAUAUCUAAUCUAUAGUUUUGACUUUGCAGUUUAGUAGUCUGAGAAAGAUUGACAAAAAGAUAUAGUUAUAACUACAGAAAUUGAUGAUUGAUAAAAUAAAGUCGCAUUUGAAUCAGUGA
This is a messenger RNA of Stylonychia lemnae, 435 nucleotides long. NCBI's taxonomy places the organism in Eukaryota, Ciliophora, Spirotrichea, Sporadotrichida, Oxytrichidae. The record is from the annotation of a GenBank genome assembly.